This is a messenger RNA of Fibroporia radiculosa, 144 nucleotides long. RefSeq lists its product as uncharacterized. The transcript has 2 exons. Lineage: Eukaryota; Fungi; Basidiomycota; Agaricomycetes; Polyporales; Fibroporiaceae. The record is from RefSeq and is a predicted model, not a curated record. The coding region runs from base 1 to 144 and encodes 47 amino acids.
AUGCCACUUUCCUUCUCGACAUCGGGCCUCGGGAACUACCAAAUUGGCUGGCUGGCUAUAGACAAGGGUGACAUGACGGAAUGGUGUAUAAUGUAUAUAUUGACGACAUGGGACUUUUCAAGUUCGUCCAAGUCGCAGACUUGA